Suhomyces tanzawaensis NRRL Y-17324 is the source of this 324-nucleotide messenger RNA. RefSeq lists its product as uncharacterized. The transcript has a single exon. The coding region runs from base 1 to 324 and encodes 107 amino acids. The record is from RefSeq and is a predicted model, not a curated record. Lineage: Eukaryota; Fungi; Ascomycota; Pichiomycetes; Serinales; Debaryomycetaceae.
AUGGACAACGCAGCCCAGAGGAACGAGCUUUCGUUGGUACUUGAAGAGUACGGCUCGUUUUUCCCGGAGUGCAACCUUCAAACCGUGGUGCAAAGACCAGUUGAUUUCUACAAUCCGUCGAAGAAGCCCCAAAACCACCUCCACAUUUUGACUGCUCUGGGAGACGAGUUCAAGGUCACGGUCGAUAUCAGAGGCUGGUCCUUGCUAACAGACACUCGGUGCUAUGAGACCUUUGAAUCGUUGAUGAUGAAUGUGUCGCCUGAUUUCCAGGCACACUUUGGUAAUGAACUCAGUGCUAAGCUUGAGAAGUUGCUCCAAAAGUGA